Molecule: messenger RNA, 441 nt
Organism: [Candida] anglica
Lineage: Eukaryota; Fungi; Ascomycota; Pichiomycetes; Serinales; Debaryomycetaceae
Source: the annotation of a GenBank genome assembly
AUGAAUUUAAUAAGUGGUUUAAGUAGUAUAUUAGCAAUAGGUUUAUUAACACCUGUUCAAAGUAUAUUAUUUUUAAUUUUAUUAUUUGUUAGUACAGCAAUAUCUUUAUAUUCACAAGGAUUUGUAUUAAUGGGAAUAUUAUAUAUAUUAGUUUAUGUAGGAGCUAUAGCAAUAUUAUUUUUAUUUAUAUUAUCUUUAUUAAAGAUAGAAUAUUCACCAAAAAAUGUUAUAUCACCAUAUAUAAUAGUUAUAUUAAUAAUAAUAUCAUUACCAUUAGAUUUAACAUAUAAUGUAGAUGGAAUAUCAGAAAUAGUAUAUACAACAUCAAAUGAAUUAAUAAUAGUUGGUUCAUUAUUAUAUACAGAUUAUAGUAUAUUAAUGAUAAUAACAGGAUUAAUAUUAAUUUUAUCAGUUAUAGGGGCAAUAAGUAUAACUAAAUAA